Molecule: messenger RNA, 2914 nt
Organism: Spinacia oleracea (spinach)
Lineage: Eukaryota; Viridiplantae; Streptophyta; Magnoliopsida; Caryophyllales; Amaranthaceae
Product: cytochrome P450 711A1
Exons: 6
Coding region: 410-2059 (549 amino acids)
Molecular function (GO): oxidoreductase activity, acting on paired donors, with incorporation or reduction of molecular oxygen; heme binding; monooxygenase activity
Source: RefSeq, a predicted model, not a curated record
UACGAACUGAAAUAUUGAUAUAAGCCUAAAACUUGUUUCAUUUGCGAGCUGAACUUGUUUCUUCUUCACUUUCAAGAUAUUCAAUCAAUUUUUGCAUAAUCAUAUCCCUCAUCAUAAAAAUAUCUUAAUAAUAAGGUGGACUGACUAGACUCAUCACCCAAAAUCUAAAUUAAAAUUCAAUCUUUUCUCUGAAAAACCCAUCUAAAGAAAGCAUCAAACAAUAAAAACAUGGCACUACCUAUACAGUAUACAUCCACUAAGUAAUGUCAAAACUAUAAUGAUGAUAACUUAUACCGACAAAGAUAGAACUUCUUACAUGAUUAAUUUACCUUCAAAUACAAAGUUUCACCACUAACCUUUUCUUCUCUUCAAUUCGUCUUCUUAACUCAAAACUCCUCCCCCCAUAAUCAUGUAUCAGGCAGCCCUAACCAAGCUGAUAUUAGCGCUUAACUUAGGGGUGUCCUCCAAUUUAAAGGCACCCAUGUUUAUGUCCCCAAGUUUAGUGGCAAUAUUAGUAGGUAGUGGGUUGGUGAUUUACUAUUUGUAUGCACCAUAUUGGAAGGUUAGAAAGGUACCUGGUCCUCCACCUUACCCUUUGGUUGGUCACCUUCCCUUGAUGGCUAAGUAUGGUCCUGAUGUUUUCGCCGCCUUGGCUAAGCUCUAUGGUCCUAUUUUCAGAUUUCAUUUGGGGAGACAACCACUAGUGAUAAUAGCAGAUGCAGAGCUAUGCAGAGAAGUUGGUAUAAGGAAGUUCAAAUAUCUUCCCAAUAGAAGCAUUCCUUCCCCUAUUUCUGCUUCAACUCUUCACCAAAAAGGUCUUUUCUUCACCAGGGAUACAAGGUGGUCAACAAUGAGGAACACAAUAAUCUCAAUGUACCAACCUUCUCAUUUAGCUAGUUUACUACCCACAAUGCAAUCAUUCAUAGAAUCAGCAACACAAAAUCUCAAUUUCCACCUUCACAACGAAGACAACGACAACAACAACAACAACAACAACAACAACGACGAAGAUGUUAUCUUCUCAAACUUUUCCCUCAAGUUAGCAACUGACAUUAUAGGACAAGCAGCAUUUGGCAUCAACUUUGGCCUAUCAAAACCAAACGAUCAACCAAAAACUAAUGAAGUCUCUGAUUUUAUAAACCAGCAUAUAUAUUCCACUACCACACUAAAAAUGGACCUCUCUGGAUCAUUUUCAAUCAUAUUAGGCCUAUUAGUCCCAUUCCUACAAGAGCCAUUUAGACAGAUUCUUAAGAGGAUUCCGAAAACUAUGGACUGGAAAACCGAAAGGACUAACAGUAAGUUGAGUAGCCGGCUUAAUGAGAUUGUCACGAGAAGAGACAACGAAGAGAAGAGAGAUUUGAAGGAUUUCUUAUCCCUUAUAUUAAGUGCAAGGGAUUCUGAUAAAGUGUCAAGGAAUUUGUUCACUUCAGAUUAUGUUAGUGCACUUGCUUAUGAACACCUCUUAGCUGGUUCAGCAACAACAGCUUUUACUCUGUCUUCAAUUCUCUAUUUAGUUUCUGGACAUUCUGAGGUUGAGAAGAAGUUGGUUCAAGAGAUUGAUGGGUUUGGACCGCGUGAUCAGGUACCCACGGCUCAUGAUCUGCUGCAUAAGUUUCCCUAUCUCGAUCAGGUAAUCAAGGAAUCUAUGAGAUUAUACACAGUUUCCCCACUAAUUGCGAGAGAAACCACUGCACCUGUUGAGAUAGGAGGCUACCUACUCCCUAAGGGGACAUGGGUAUGGUUGGCACCUGGUGUUCUAGCCAAGGAUCCGAAGAACUUUCCUGAACCAGAGAAAUUCAGGCCAGAGAGAUUCGAUCAGAAUGGGAAAGAGGAGAAAAAUAGGCACCCAUAUGCUCACAUACCCUUUGGAAUUGGUCCAAGAGCUUGUAUUGGCCAAAAAUUCGCUAUGCAAGAAAUAAAGCUCUCAAUCAUUCACCUAUACCGUCAUUAUGAGUUUCGACACUCUCCUAAGAUGGAGGUACCAUUAGAGCUAGACUAUGGUAUCAUCCUAAACUACAAGCACGGAGUCAAACUUCAAGUCAUCAAGCGAAGAAUGUAACAUACCAAAACCAUAUGCGCAGGAAGAGAGGUUGAAGUGGUGUUCCACAAGCUCUUCUGGAUAGCUGCUAAUGCCUUUUGGGGUAGUUUUUUGCACAUCUGUUUUGAUCUUGCACAUAUUCAUUGAGUAGAAAAUAUAUAACAUUAAAAGUAGUUGGUGCAAAGAUGUUUUGUAAGUGAAGCUAAAAACAGGAAUGCUUCCCAGUUUGAUAAUUUGUGCAGAUUAUGCAACACCAAUUAUUUAUGAAAUGUGAAUUUGUUUCUCAUUAUUUGUGUUUACUUCAUGAUUACAAACAGUAAAAUUACAAACAUCAAUAUCCCCAUUUGUAUUACAACUUUGACUACUUUUUGUUGUUGUUUUAGCUUCUUCUUCAUUUGCUUCAAUUCUUCUUGCAUCUUACUGUUUCGCCUGUUUUCAAUACUUUCUCCUUCGUCUAAGCUUCCCCCGCAUUGUCCUUCGUGUUGUUGCCCCUUGUUUUCUUGCUCAACUACUCCCUUGUACCAUCUCAGAUUGUUUCAAGGAUCACACUUGUGGUACAACCUUUGUGGAUUGAGUGUUAUAUCAGAGCUUCGAAUGACAAAUUUCUUACCACAAUAACAAAAUUUGGUAGGUACUCUAAUAUAUGUGGACUCAUUGGGUGUGGAUGAUGAUUUUGAAAGAAAACUCAUGACAAAAAUCUUAUGAAAUUAGCAAUGCAAAUCAAAAUAACAUCUAACUUACAAGAACCAUUCAGCAAAGGGGCUUUUAUAGUCAACCGUGACCAACAGCUACCUUUCAAACACAAAAACUAGUCGCUGAAACAUCAAAAUAGCUAUAUUUAAGUUUGGGGCAUUUGGUGGAAAUAAGUUUCACAAU